CUUCGAGGUGAGCAACGCGAUAUAGACAAUAUUCCAAGGAUGUUGUUGCAAAUAUUAAUUUUCCCAAAUUCAAAGCCCUAACCCGAUUUUGGUAGGGUGGGAUCACAGCCACUCGCCACCGUUCGCCGGCGCGUGACUUGUCAUCACUAGCCUGAUUAGGAAAUUGAUAAGUUUCUGAUUAACAGCUAAACUAUAAUUAUCCACUUGAAGAUGAACUAAUGAUGAUUUUGGUUCAAAUGAUUAGAAAAUUUGACUUCUUGUUGGGAUUUCUUCUUAAGGUUAAGAUGGUAGCGGCUCUCUUUUGACUAUCAAGAUGAGAAUUCUAAUGUCAAAAUCAAUGAGAAUCUCGCGGCUUUUCUAUCUUGCACUCCGUCAUAGUUGAUGAAGAAUCUGAAACUGAUGGAGGCAGUUUGUCUUAACAGUGAACCAGUGUUUGAUGACUGUGAAGAAUUUGAGGAUGGAGAAGACUAUUCUGUGGUGGAACAUGAUAAUGAAAAAGAUUCAAAGAAAGAGUACCCACAACCCACGGUCGGUCUGGAAUUUGGGUCUUUCGAUGAAGCUUAUGAUUUUUAUAACAUGUAUGGAAAGGAACAAGGAUUUGGUAUUAGAGUGAGCAACUCCUGGUUUAGAUCAAAAAGGAAAGAAAGGUAUAGAGCGAAACUUAGCUGCAGUAAUGCAGGUUUCAAGAAGAAAAGUGGAGCAAAUCACCCUAGGCCAGAAACAAGAACUGGUUGUCCUGCAAUGCUAGUAAUUAAGCUUGUGGACUCAAAAAGAUGGAGAAUUGUUGAAGUCCAGCUUCAGCAUAAUCAUACAGUAAGCCCAGAGAUCAGACGGUUCUACAAGUCACACAAGAAAAUGAUUCUUGCUGCCGGAAAGCAGCAGGAAUUGACACCUGUUACAGAAGUACAUACCAUUAAGUUAUACCGCACAUCUAUUGAUGCUGGAUUUCAAGAAGUCGAGGAAACAGAUAGUCGGCUUCCUGUUGAUACCUCAAAGCAUUUGGAGCUUAAAGAGGGGGAUGCCCAUGCAUUGUAUAAUUAUUUUUGUCGUAUGAAGUUGACAAAUCCAAACUUCUUUUAUCUGAUGGAUCUUGAUGAUGAAGCAUGCCUGAGAAAUGUGUUCUGGGCUGAUGCUAGGUCUAGGGCUGCUUUCAACUACUUCUCUGAUGCAGUUGCAAUCGAUACAACAAGCUUGAGGAACAAAUAUGAAAUUCCUCUAAUUUCUUUUGUCGGAGUAAACAAUCAUGGACAACCUGUUUUGCUGGGAUGUGGUUUUCUUGGACAUGAUUCAGUAGAGUACUUUAUUUGGAUGUUGAAAUCAUGGCAAACAUGUAUGUUGGGGAGACAUCCACAAGUUAUUCUAACUGAUCAGUUAAAACCAUUGCAAAUUGCAGUUUCUAAGGUUUUCCCUCAAGCUCGUCAUUGUUAUUGUUUAUCAUAUAUCAUCCAGCGUGUUCCUGAGAAGUUGGGAGGAUUGAAGGGAUAUGAGUCUAUCAAGGCGCAACUGUAUAAAGCAGUUUAUAAUUCCUUGAAGAUCACUGAGUUUGAAAGUUCGUGGGGUCAGAUGAUAAGUCAGCAUGGACUCAAGGACAAUAAAUGGCUUCAAUCAUUGUUCGAAGAUCGUGAAAAAUGGGUACCUGUCUAUUUAAAAGAUAUUUCCUUCAUGGGAAUCAUGCCAAUAAAAGAAAGUGAGAGCUUUGGUGCAUUUUUUGAUAGUUAUGUACAUAAACACACUUCAUUUAAAGAAUUUGUUGAUAAGUAUGACCUAGCCCUGCAAAGGAAGCACCUGAAAGAAGCAAUGGCAGAUAUGGAGUCGAGAAGUUCAAGCUUUGAACUGAAAACAAAAUGCAAAUUUGAGCUGCAGCUCUCACGGAUAUUCACAAAGGAAAUAUUCAGGAAGUUCCAAACAGAAGUUGAGGGAAUGUACUCUUGCUUUAACACAAGACAAGUAAACAUUAAUGGGCCGAUAAUGACAUUUGUUGUCAAAGAACGAGUAGAUGCCGAGGGAAGUGAGAAGGAGAUCAGGCAGUUUGAGGUUCUCUAUGAGACAACACAAGUGGAAGUACGAUGUAUAUGCAGUUUGUUUAAUUUUAAAGGCUACUUAUGCAGACAUGCGUUGAAUGUACUUAAUUAUAAUGGCGUGGAAAAUAUUCCAUCAAAAUACAUCCUACCGCGCUGGUAUAAAGAUUAUAAACGUAAGUUUCUAGUAGAUUCUGGCCUUAGUCAUGUUGAUGUGAAUAAUUCUGUGGAAUUGUAUAAUCAUCUACAUAUACGUGUCAUGCAAGUUGUUGAAGAAGGGGCACAAUCCGAAGAGCAUUACAAGGCUGUACUUCAAGAAUUAGAAGCUUUAUUGAACAGGUUUUCCCUUGUAGAUGACAAUUUAAUUGCUCUGUAAUAUUUGACAUGUAACAUUCAGUGCACAAUUGCAGUGCACCUUGUACAGAAUAUAUAUCACAUGCCUUGAUCAUGGGUUUUGCCCCCUUUUUCACA
This is a messenger RNA of Lycium ferocissimum, 2489 nucleotides long. Its product is annotated as protein FAR1-RELATED SEQUENCE 6-like. Lineage: Eukaryota; Viridiplantae; Streptophyta; Magnoliopsida; Solanales; Solanaceae. Bases 382 to 2394 code for a protein of 670 amino acids. Gene Ontology annotation, biological process: regulation of DNA-templated transcription. The record is from RefSeq and is a predicted model, not a curated record. Gene Ontology annotation, molecular function: zinc ion binding. The transcript has 3 exons.